AUGGGAGCAGCAUUGGCCAGGGCAGCUCAGUGGACUGCUGCUGGUUCUGGAACUGGCACACUCGAAAUCACCCCUUUGAACGAAUCUCUUUUAAAUCAAAUUAUUAAGUUUGUGGAGGACUUCAGCACUAGACAUCCUCGGGAAGCAGCAUUUGUCUUCAAAGAGCCCCUUGAGUGGAAAACACAAUUGGAUUGUUCAGCAUUUGGAAAUGGUUAUGAGAUCACUGAAGCAACUGUUCAGUCUGAAGCCAGAGCUAAAGAUGGCCAGUCAUUGCUUCUCCUUACGAAAUCAACUCUCAGAGUUCGUAGUUUUGACCAGCUGUCCUGCGUGUUACAAAUUGCUAUGGAAAAAAAGUUAAAGGAAGUACAGGCGUGCCUUGAAGCUAACAGAGAUCCUAUAGUACAAAUUCUUGGCCCUGAAUAUGGGACUGUUGAAGGAGAAGAUAGGUCCAUCUUGCAUUUACUUGAGAAAGUGAAAAAAGGUGGUGACCCUGAAACAGAGGUGAAAAUGAAAAUCUUUCUUCUUCUUCAUCAGCUGGAUUUGCAACUGCUUAAUAGUUCUUUGAAACAAAUUUCACAAGAUGUAAGACUAAAUCCAGCUGCUGUAAAUAACGAAGUGAAUCUUCUAAAGAAUUUCUCUGGGGAAGGAGAAGAUACAGUACUGGAAUCACUGGAGUAUACAUCAGAUUACGUGUUCUCUAAUGGAUGCCGAGCUCCCCCCUGGAGACAAGUGCAUGGAGAAAUUUGUUACUUAGUCAUCAACCCACAUGACACUGAUCCUUUGUGUAUCACUUGCAGCACAGCAGGAGUGUUUUUAAAUGGAGGUCAAAUAGAUGGUAAAGAUCACAUUGACUAUGAAAGAAAAAGUGAUGUAUAUAAAGAUAUUGUCACAUUUUUAAGGGAGAGAUCACCUAAAUUUGUAGAAAAUAUGGCUAAACAGGAAUACAGGUUUUUUAAGGAACCAACAUAUGAGAAGAAUUUCCAGCGUAUGGGAGUAGUUGAGGCUAAGGUCUCUGGCCAAUCCCAGAGCCUUCAUGAUUUUACAGAAAAGAAAAAACAUGUUACUGACAAAGCUACAAGAAAAGAUGCUGAGGAAGAUAGAAGGAGAAGUAGUACUGUGUCUCCAAAAAUCAAAAAGAAAGGCGAUGGCAUUUCUUCUCAAUCUGCUAAAAUACAACCAGCUUCAAAACGUAAAACAUCAGCCAGGUUUGAUAAUAUUAGUGAAAGUUCCUCAGAGACUGAGGAAGAUGAAGAACAGCCUGUACGUCAUCAUGAAGGAGGCACAGAUUUGCCAUCAGAAUACUGGGGAAUUCAGAAACUUGCAAAAUAUUUAAAG
Nestor notabilis (Kea) is the source of this 1335-nucleotide messenger RNA. Its product is annotated as armadillo repeat-containing protein 4-like. The transcript has 9 exons. Lineage: Eukaryota; Metazoa; Chordata; Aves; Psittaciformes; Psittacidae. The annotation marks the transcript as partial. The record is from RefSeq and is a predicted model, not a curated record.